Striga hermonthica is the source of this 579-nucleotide messenger RNA. The record is from the annotation of a GenBank genome assembly. NCBI's taxonomy places the organism in Eukaryota, Viridiplantae, Streptophyta, Magnoliopsida, Lamiales, Orobanchaceae.
AUGACGAUGAUGGGUAGUUAUGUAUUGCUGGUGAUGUUGGCGAUUCUAAGUGUGGCUGUGCAUGGCGGGGAAUAUGAGUACGACGAGUCACUGAGCUACUCCUAUUACCACCAAAGUUGCCCUCAGCUGGAGGGCAUCAUCCACAAUAAGCUCGCCCAGUGGCUCAAAAACGACUCAACUCUUGCUCCAUCUCUCAUCAACCUCCAUUUCCACGAUUGCAUUGUCAGGGGAUGCGAUGCUUCAAUUCUUCUGGACCACUCAGAAGCCGAGAAAUACGCGAAAACAAGCAAGCACUUGAGAGGAUUCCAAGUGAUUGACGACAUCAAAACAGAGGUCGAGAGAGUUUGCCCACGCACAGUCUCCUGCGCCGACAUCCUGACUGCUUCUGCCCGGGACGCCACAGUGGCAGCAGGAGGUCCCUUCUGGAUGGUUCCCUACGGUCGCCGGGACGGGAGAAUCUCCGUCGCCGGCGAGGCACAUACCUUUGUCCCGUUUUUGACUAUUGGAGGGCAAGGCGAGUUGAAGCCUUUUGGGACAGUAUAUAUCAAUCAUCAACAUCAUCUGUGGUUGAUGAAGUGA